CUUGCAUCAGCCGCCGGCCCCACGUGGCGCGGGUGCGGGCAGCGGCCGGGACCUGCCGCGGCGCCCCGUCCCGGUCCCGCCGUCCGCGGGGCAGCGCCGAGCUCCUCGGCGGGACGAAGCGUGGCUGACAGCUCCGUGGGGCUGGAGAUGCCCCCGCGGGGGCUGGCGGCCCCCGGCACCUACCCCGAGCCGCGGCGGGAUUGGGCGGGUGGCGGGAUGCGGCGGGAGGCUGCCGCCGGCGGGAGCUGUCGCCUGGCACGUUGCUUCUCCUCUCUCCCCGCCGGUAGCUCGGGGUUUUGAGCAGCUGAGCACCACCCACAAGAGGACAAGAUGUUUGGGGAAAAAAUGACCAGUGUUGGGAAGAAGCUGAUCCGUCGGCGUGUGGUGGAUCUGAGCUCCGAGGACACGCGUUUUGCUCGCUGCCUCUCCACGCUGGACCUUAUAGCCCUGGGGGUGGGCAGCACGCUGGGGGCUGGCGUGUAUGUGCUGGCUGGGGAGGUGGCCAAGGAGAUGGCUGGUCCCUCAAUUGUCCUCUGCUUCCUGGUGGCUGCUCUCUCGUCGGUACUGGCAGGACUCUGCUAUGCAGAGUUUGGGGCCCGUGUCCCCAAAACUGGCUCUGCCUACCUCUACAGCUAUGUGACUGUUGGCGAGAUCUGGGCUUUCACAACAGGCUGGAACCUCAUCCUCUCCUAUGUCAUAGGCACGGCCAGUGUGGCUCGAGCCUGGAGCGCAGCAUUCGACAACAUCAUUGGCAACCACAUCUCCACCUUCUUCAUGAACAAGACCACACUGCACUUGCCAGGGGUGCUGGCUGAGCGCCCAGACUUCUUUGCCUUGGUCCUGAUUGGGCUGCUCACUGCACUGCUGGCCUUCGGUGUCAGUGAAUCUGCCCUCGUGAACAACAUCUUCACAGUGGUGAACCUGAUGGUGCUGGUCUUCGUCAUCAUUGCUGGCUUCGUGAAGGGAGACAUCAAGAACUGGCAGCUCUCAGAGGAGGACUACAUCAACCGCUCACACCUGGAGCCUCUGGAUGACACCAAGGAAAAAGCCUUUGGCUCCGGUGGGUUUGUCCCCUUUGGACUGGAAGGGAUCCUGACCGGUGCUGCAACCUGUUUCUACGCCUUUGUGGGCUUUGACUGCAUUGCCACCACAGGGGAGGAAGCCAGAAACCCACAGCGCUCGAUCCCCAUUGGCAUCAUUGUGUCCCUCCUCAUCUGCUUCGUGGCUUAUUUCGGGGUCUCCGCAGCCCUGACCCUAAUGGUGCCCUACUUCCUCCUGAACAAGGACAGCCCCCUGCCUGAGGCUUUCAAGGAGGUGUCCUGGGAGCCAGCCCGCUACGCUGUUGCUGUCGGCUCACUCUGUGCCCUCUCCACCAGCUUGCUGGGCUCUAUGUUCCCCAUGCCCCGUGUGAUCUAUGCCAUGGCAGAGGAUGGGCUGCUCUUCAAGUCCCUCUCCAGCAUCAACAGCCACACAAAGACCCCUCUGUCAGCCACCAUCACCUCAGGGCUUCUUGCAGCGGUGAUGGCCUUCCUGUUUGACCUGAAGGACCUCGUGGACCUCAUGUCAAUUGGCACACUGCUGGCCUACUCCCUGGUGGCAGUGUGCGUGCUCAUCCUCCGGUACCAGUCCGGGCAGCUGAACUCCCCGAAAACCAUGGAAAUGCUGGAGCUGAAUGGGAAUGAGGAGGAGAGGGUGAUCAUGAACCCAACUGUCACCAGCGCAAGUGCCCAGCAGAAAGAGAUGCUGACCCUGGCAAUGCUCUUCAACCCACCUGCGGACACCCCCACCACGCUCUCAGGGCGCAUUGUCUAUAUCUGCGUCUCAGUCAUCGCUGCACUGAUCAUGGUCAUCUGCGUGGUCCUGACCCUCAAGGUGACGGCGCUGAAGGAUGCCAAUGUGGGCUGGAUCACGGCCCUGGUGCUGCUUUUCGUGGCUUUGCUCAUUCCCACCAUUAUCAUUUGGAGGCAGCCCCAGAGCAACGCGCGGUUGAACUUCAAAGUACCUUUCCUCCCGCUCCUGCCAAUCUUCAGCAUCUUCAUUAACGUCCUGCUGAUGGUGCAGCUGAGUGGUGGCACCUGGGUGCGGUUUGCCAUCUGGAUGGGCGUAGGUUUUAUGAUUUACUUCGGCUAUGGGAUUCGGAACAGCGUGGAAGGGAAAAAUGCAGAAGAACGCUGUGCCAGAGUAGAAAAGCCUCUGGGCCACCCUGGACUGGACCCCAGCCCCGGGGCUGCUGCGGUCUGAGGGACUGGGCACCAUCACUCCGUGGACCUCUGCCAGUAUUGCUGCUCGGGGACAAGAUCAUGAUCUACACAGGAUAUUCAUCUGCUCUCCCAUGGGGAGCGAGUCCCAGAGUCAGGACUGCGGAGCCGGGUCGUGCGCUGCCUUUUCCCCUCACAGAGCAGAGGUUACAGAGAUGAGUCCCCAGGCCGGGUGGGAGUGCUGAUGGCCCAGGGCUGGUCUCUGCCAUCCCCCAAAACCUGCCGAGGGGCAGUGACACCAGCACGGCCCUCCCGCUGUGGAAGCUGCUGUCAGAAAUGCUGCUUUCCCAGAGCACAGGAGGUCCCACGUGAUGGUGCAGCUGUAUUCGUUUUGUCUGUCCAUGUGGCUGUGGUCACAACCUCUUCUCUGUGCUUUCCAAGUGCUGUGCAUGUACAUGGCAACCAUGGCUGGAGCUGUGGACAAAGCUUGGGGCACUUGUUCUGGUACUGCCAGUAGUGCAGUGCUUGCCGCCAGCAUGGGGCUCAGCUGGCCAAAACACUCUCUGUGCCUGGGAUUUGCAUCCCGUGCUGAGCCCUUUGCUGCCCCAGCCAUGCUGCUUGGUGUGAGCAUCUAGUUCGGGUGUCUGGAAGAUGCAUAAUGUAGCCGUACCAGUGUCCAACCUCGUAUGCUUUUGCAUAAUUCGUGUUUUAAUGUUGAUUUUUAUACCUACUAAACUAAAUGUUUUUUAA
Phalacrocorax carbo (great cormorant) is the source of this 2948-nucleotide messenger RNA. The record is from RefSeq and is a predicted model, not a curated record. NCBI's taxonomy places the organism in Eukaryota, Metazoa, Chordata, Aves, Suliformes, Phalacrocoracidae.